Trichoderma asperellum CBS 433.97 is the source of this 945-nucleotide messenger RNA. The record is from RefSeq and is a predicted model, not a curated record. Lineage: Eukaryota; Fungi; Ascomycota; Sordariomycetes; Hypocreales; Hypocreaceae.
AUGGAAAAAACACUCCUCUGCAAUAGCCUCAAGUGCAGAAAGGAGCUCAACGACCGGGCACUUGUAACGACUUGCAGUCACAUAUUUUGCCUCGAAUGUGUUCAAAAGUCUGGUCUCGUUGACCAAGGGGACCAGAGAUGCACCAUUUGCCCCGUAUGUAACGUCCAGCUGCCUAAAGAGGAAGACGUUGCCCUCAUCAGCUUAAACCCUACCGAAGAGUUUAAAACGUGCGUUCUCAGUGGCUUGAGUCCCAAUGUAAUCAUGGAGUGUGCCGGACGAGCCAUCAGCUUUUGGUCGUAUCAAGCUACACAUGAUUUAUACUAUCAACAUCACUUAUACAAGUCGCUCAAAGACAAACACUCAGCAUUGUGGAAUCGAUAUGAUCAAGUAAACAGAGAUUCAUCUGCAGAGAUCAAUAACUUAUACGAUAAGCUAAAGAACGUGACGGAAUCACGGGAUGCUUUACAACGAAAGAAUGACGAACUCGCAGGAGCGUAUCAAGACAAAAGUCGCAAGCUGUUUCAGACGCAGGAACUUUACAACAAGGUCAAGAAAAAGGCCGAGUUGAGUCAAAUUGAGCAAGCGGCUUUCGACGCCGUGGAUAAUUCCACUAGAUCAGUGCCACAACUUUCAAACAGCAAACAAGCGUCCAACAUAUUCCGUCCACACAGCUUGAAUGGCGAUAACGAGCGCAAUUUCCCUCCUAACCUUAGGCCAAGAUUCGAUGCCACCGAUUUUUCCACGGCCCCGCCUGGAUCAAAUGUGCAACAGUACGAGAGUGACAGCCGCUGGCCAAGAAAAAGGCCUCAAGCUUAUGGUGAGGCACACCAUACCUAUAAAUUUAAUCUCAGUUUAACCCAUAACAAUGAUAGACCAGAUCCCAGAAGCUCGAUCAUACCGUCAAAGCGCAAGCGGUCGACUUUCUGCAGAGAUAUUUCGCCCUAG